Neoarthrinium moseri is the source of this 1251-nucleotide messenger RNA. RefSeq lists its product as uncharacterized. The record is from RefSeq and is a predicted model, not a curated record. Gene Ontology annotation, molecular function: protein binding. The coding region runs from base 1 to 1251 and encodes 416 amino acids. Lineage: Eukaryota; Fungi; Ascomycota; Sordariomycetes; Amphisphaeriales; Apiosporaceae. The transcript has a single exon.
AUGGCUGGCUGUCGCGCCUCCUGGAUCGCGACAGUUGCUGCCGUUGCUAUCAUGUUGCUUUUAGGCGCUGUGAAUGCCGUUCCGACCCGUUACCCCAGCCUGAGAUGUUCGACGAAUGCGCCACCACGAAACAUCCUGAAGGCGAAUUCGGAAACUCUUCGGGUAGGCAAUCGGCCAUGGGGAAUAGCAUACCUGAACGAUGAUUAUGCCUUUGCAGUCGUGAAUUUCUCACUUGCCGUCAUUGACACCACCAAUUUCAAGCCGAAACUCAGGGUUCUCAUCCCGUUGCCACCGCUUUUUGCUCCGGGUACCGACAUGGGCAACGAUGACCCGAUGUCUGAUGGCUACGGAUACCGCGAACUUACCUUCUCGCACGACAAAUACAAUUUAUACAUCGCCACUGGAUACGGAGCGGUCAUCAUCGACACUGUCAGAGCGAUUCAAGCGAGGACAAAUGCAGUUGUAGGGACUCUCAGUUCAAACGGGUACGCCGGAAGGAGUGCUAUCGAGUUAUCUGUCACACCUGAUGAUAAGUACAUAUUCAUCAGCCAGGAGUUUGGAAGCGACAACACGGAGGGUCGCGGGGCUAUUGAGGUCUUCAAUGUAACUCGAUUGGAUGACGGAACUGUCAUUAGUUCCUAUAGAGGCUAUGUCCCACUAGCGUACGCCACAGUUGGGCAGAAGUUCUCGAGUGACUAUACAAAACUCUUUGUUGUCAGCGAGAUAGACAACACGACAGCGUCUGUCAACGAUACGGCCGGCGUAUUAAGCGUCCUGGACGUCGCCAAAUUGAGGCGCACUCCUAAGCAAGCGUUGAUUGCCGAGAUUGCUACAGGCUGUCGCCCUUCUCGUUGUGACAUGGCGGACGGGAAGCACCUUUGGGUAACGGAGCGAGACGCAAACCAGGUAUCAGUUUUCGACGCAGAAAAGCUUAUGGGUAACAGGACAAACGCGACAGACGUGCUAGUGGCUACGGUAAAUACGGGGACGUCUCCUAUUGGCAUUGCGGUGGCUGGAGGCUAUAUCCUGACCGCGGAUUCUAACCGAUUUAACUAUACCAAUGCAACCACUGGGGUCACAGUCGUGAACACUGCAACGGCUUUGUUGGGUGAGGUGGACUUUCCGCAAAUACCUACAGGGGAGUUCCCGCGGUCCCUCGCCGUGAGCCCUAGUGGCAAUACGCUCCUCGUAUCAGAGUUUGGGGCGGGGAAUAUACGCGCGGUGGAUAUCAGUUUUCUCAAAAAGCUAUAA